UGGACACCACAUCGCCCUUAAAUUCUCAGCCCUUGUCUUGGCGUCCUAUAUCCUUUCUUCUUCUUCUUCUUCUCACUCUUUUCUCCUCUAACCUCUCUAACUUUUACAUCUAUCUAACAUGGAAGACGAAGUUGCUGCCCUCGUUAUCGAUAACGGUUCCGGUAUGUGCAAGGCCGGUUUCGCUGGUGAUGAUGCUCCUCGUGCUGUCUUCCCCUCAAUUGUUGGUCGUCCCCGUCACCAGGGUGUCAUGGUUGGCAUGGGUCAAAAGGACUCUUAUGUCGGUGAUGAAGCUCAGUCUAAGCGUGGUAUCCUUACCCUCCGUUACCCUAUUGAGCACGGUAUUGUGACCAACUGGGACGACAUGGAGAAGAUCUGGCAUCACACUUUCUACAACGAGUUGCGUGUGGCUCCCGAAGAGCACCCCGUUCUCUUGACCGAGGCUCCCCUCAACCCUAAGUCUAACCGUGAGAAGAUGACUCAGAUUAUGUUCGAGACUUUCAACGCCCCUGCCUUCUACGUCGCUAUCCAGGCUGUCCUUUCCCUUUACGCCUCCGGUCGUACCACUGGUAUCGUCCUCGAUUCCGGUGAUGGUGUCUCCCACACUGUUCCUAUCUACGAAGGUUACGCCCUCCCCCACGCCAUCCUCCGUUUGGAUAUGGCUGGUCGUGACUUGACUGACUACCUCAUGCGUAUCCUUGCUGAGCGUGGUCACUCUUUCACCACCUCUGCCGAGCGUGAAAUUGUCCGUGAUAUCAAGGAGAAGUUGUGCUAUGUCGCUCUCGACUUUGAGCAGGAGCUCCAGACUGCUGCCCAGUCCUCUGCCCUCGAGAAGUCCUAUGAGCUUCCCGAUGGUCAGGUCAUCACUGUUGGCAACGAGCGCUUCCGUGCUCCCGAAGCUCUCUUCCAGCCUUCUAUGCUGGGUCUCGAGUCUGUCGGUAUCCAGGAUACCACUUAUAACUCCAUCAUGAAGUGUGAUGUUGAUAUCCGUAAGGAUUUGUACUCUAACAUCGUCAUGUCCGGUGGAACCACCAUGUACCCCGGUAUUGCCGACCGUAUGCAGAAGGAGAUCACUGCUCUUGCUCCCAGCUCCAUGAAGAUCAAGAUUGUUGCUCCCCCAGAGAGAAAGUACUCUGUCUGGAUCGGUGGUUCCAUUCUUGCCUCCCUCUCUACCUUCCAGCAGAUGUGGAUCUCCAAGCAGGAGUACGACGAGAGUGGUCCUUCCAUUGUCCACAGAAAGUGCUUCUAAGUGUACAGUGUUUUUUAUAUAUCACAGCAUUUAUCUCUCUAAAAUAUAUAUAUUUUUCAUAAAUCAAUCAAUUUUGUUUGUCUUUGAGAUCUUCAAUUGGCCAUCUUGGCAAAGUUGUGAUAGUGUAGUCAUCUAAAAGACCUGCUCGGAGUCUUUCCACCCCAGUCCAUGCAAUCAUGGCACCGUUAUCAGUACAUAGCUGAGGGGGUGGGCAUAUUAAUGGAAGUCCAUACAUUCCAGCUACUGCUUCGAGUCUACACAAAGAAGUAGUAUUAUACGAAAUUAGAUUUCAUUCAUUCUUCCAUUCUUUCAUUCUUUCAUUAUUAAUAUUUAAGCUUCGCGGCACACGCGUUUGUGUGUGUGUGUAUUUUAUUUUAUUUUAUUUUGUUUUGUUUCCGAGUAUGACACCACCACGUUUGUUCUCUUACCUCGUGCGAAACAACGCGUUACUGGCAACUCCGCCACUUACUACCAAGCACGUCAAAGGCUUGUGGCGUUGAUUAACCUCGAGGUCAAGGGCAAGGUGCAGCUUUUGUUCCAGGUGACGGAUACAGGUAAGUUGAAAU
Phycomyces blakesleeanus NRRL 1555(-) is the source of this 1812-nucleotide messenger RNA. RefSeq lists its product as hypothetical. The record is from RefSeq and is a predicted model, not a curated record. NCBI's taxonomy places the organism in Eukaryota, Fungi, Mucoromycota, Mucoromycetes, Mucorales, Phycomycetaceae. The coding region runs from base 119 to 1246 and encodes 375 amino acids. The transcript is spliced from 5 exons.